AGCUAAAACCUUGAAAUAUCCAAGCCUCUGAGGUUUUGAGUUUGGUCGGCCAAUAAGGUUUUAUCAUCUUCAUCUUCUUCUAUCAAAAAAUCAGAUGGCGCUGUUACAAAUCAUGUGUUCAGUAACGCCAUUAGCACGUGCGUCAACAAGGUCACGUUCCAUCAUCGUCUCCUGUUCCCGCACCGUCACCACUCUCCCCACAACCACCACUAAAACAUCACCACUGCCGGAAUCCACCGUGCUUCUUGGCAUGUCUGAGGAACAACUUCAACAACUUGCCAUCAAAUUCGGCCAGCAAAGUUAUAGAGGGAAACAAUUGCAUCAUCUUUUGUACAAGAGAAAGGUUAAACAAAUUCCAGAACUAAGUCAAGUUCCUUUGGCAUUCAGGACUGCAUUACAAGAGGCUGGUUAUGUGGUUGGGAGGUCAUCUGUGCACAGUUCUGUGGUAGCAGCCGAUGGCACUAUCAAGCUGCUGAUAAAAUUAGAAGAUAAUCGAUUAGUGGAAACUGUUGGCAUACCAGUUACGGAUGAGAAAGGUUCAGUUCGUCUUACAGCUUGUGUCUCAUCACAGGUAGGCUGCCCAUUACGCUGCUCAUUUUGUGCUACUGGAAAGGGAGGAUUCUCUAGAAACCUUAAAGGGCACGAGAUUGUGGAGCAGGUGUUGGCAAUAGAGGAGGUGUUUAACAAUAGGGUUACAAAUGUGGUAUUCAUGGGAAUGGGCGAGCCAAUGUUAAAUCUGAAAGAAGUUCUAGCUGCUCAUCGAUGCUUAAACAAGGAUAUACAAAUAGGACAACGGAUGAUGACCAUUUCCACCGUUGGAGUUCCAAAUACUAUAAAAAGGCUUGCUUCCCACAAACUUCAAUCUACGCUAGCUCUUAGCCUUCAUGCUCCUAAUCAAAAGUUGAGGGAAAAGAUUGUGCCAAGUGCUAAAGCGUACCCUCUGGAGGCAAUUAUGAAGGACUGCAGGGACUAUUUCCAUGAAACUAGUAGACGGGUAUCCUUUGAGUACACACUUUUAGCUGGAGUCAAUGAUGAUGUGGAGCAUGCCAAAGAACUUGCUGAAUUACUCCAUCAAUGGGGGCCUGGAUAUCAUGUGAACCUGAUCCCUUUUAAUCCAAUAGAAGGCACCGAGUAUAAGCGUCCUUACAGAAAAGCGAUCAGUAUAUUUCAAUCUAUGUUAGAGUCCCGUAAAAUAACAGUUAGUGUACGUCAGACACGAGGUCUAGAUGCAAGUGCAGCUUGUGGGCAGCUACGAAAUGAGUUCCAAAAGAGUCCCUUAGUUACACCUUCCAUUGAUGACGUACCACCUGAACCAGAAAUAGAACAUGAACCCGAGGCGGCAGUUGCUUGUUAAUAAAUAACACAGUUUAAGGCUGCUUUAGAUUCACUCUGCUCAGUGUUUCAUAAUGUAUAUACCCACAUCACAUCUACUUUCAUGUCUGGUGUGACUUGUCAAAUGGUCCAACAAUUUCGACAUGUGGGUCAGCCAGGGUCUGUGCUUGAGUUUGAGCAUGAACAAGAAAUGCAGGUUAGUUGCGGUCAAAUACGGAUCUGGUAUGGUGCUUAGUUAUACAAAGAGGAUUGUCUUCUUAGAGUAGUUAUGUUGCCAAUUUAUGUGCUUAUCUUUUUUACCAUUUGUCGAUCGACAUGUACACUUGUUUUAUUAUCCUAAUAUAAUUUAUCUGGUAUUAGUUGAUUUUGUGACAUACGAACAAAAGUAAUGUAAUUGAUAACGUAGUAUAGUAGUAAUUGAAUUGGUAUACUAGUAUUUUGAAGCUAGAAUCUAUUUAUUUAACAGUUGCA
Erigeron canadensis is the source of this 1803-nucleotide messenger RNA. Its product is annotated as probable dual-specificity RNA methyltransferase RlmN. Gene Ontology annotation, molecular function: RNA methyltransferase activity; iron-sulfur cluster binding. Gene Ontology annotation, biological process: rRNA base methylation; tRNA methylation. The coding region runs from base 95 to 1354 and encodes 419 amino acids. NCBI's taxonomy places the organism in Eukaryota, Viridiplantae, Streptophyta, Magnoliopsida, Asterales, Asteraceae. The record is from RefSeq and is a predicted model, not a curated record. The transcript has 10 exons.